AGAGCACAUUCCAGUACACCGUUCGUGUGCGCUUGACAGAUGAUAUCUGUCAAAUGUACGUAAACUAUUUUAAUUCUCAUUGUUAAACAAACAAAAAAAAUCAUUUGUGUAUUAAGUGGUUUCGGUGGAGAUGUUCCUUUUUAAUCAUCCGAGUUGAAAUAGAAAAGAGAAAAUGAGGACCACAAAAUCGGCAAUAUUUGUUAUCACUUUAAUGCUAAUAUUUUCAAUUUUAAUAGCAAACGUAACAAACAUACUAAACCAUGAAGAUUCAUACAUAGUAGGUGGUAAAACCAAAGAAAAGCAUUUUAGUUCAAGGAGAGCAAUACCCCAAAUUACAGAUACUGUUGACAAUUUGAUUUGGUUUCUGCAGAUUUCAGAUAUACAUAUUAGCAUAUUUAGAGAAAAUUCCAGAAUAACAGAAUUUAGAGAGUUUUGCCACCUCACUCUGGACGUUAUUAAGCCAACUGUUGUUUUAGCAACUGGCGAUCUAACAGAUGCCAAAACCCCAGAUAACAUUGGUUCACAGCAGAACAAAGGGGAGUGGGAAUUCUAUAAGGAUGUGUUGAAAGAGGCAAAUGUACUUAACAAAACUAUUUGGUUGGACAUUAGAGGCAAUCAUGAUAAUUUCAAUGUGAUUAAUUUUGAAUCUCCACAAAAUUUCUUCACGAAUUAUUCAAUCCAAGGGAAGGAACAUCCAAGAUCAUACUUGUAUCAGAUCGAGAAGAACGGUGUAUUGUAUUCAUUCCUUGGCGUCGACGCAUGUUUGAAGCCCGGACCCAGAAGACCGUUCAAUUUUGUUGGGCUGCUGGAUAAUCAAGAAAUUGAUGAAAUAAAGCUGUUAAUUGAAAAGGUGGAAGAGAGUAAAAGUGAUCACACCGUAUGGUUUGGUCACUUUCCAACAUCGUGCAUUAUAAGCCAAAGCGAUGGAAUACGAUCGUUAUUGAGAACCCUUGACCAGGGAAUGGUUUAUGUAUGUGGACAUUUGCAUACGUUGGGAGGACUAGUCUCCAAUAUGUACACUCUACAAAAAGAUGGAUUUUUAGAGUUGGAGCUCGGCGAUUGGAAGGAUAACCGAAGAUAUAGAUUGAUGGCAAUCGAUCACGGACUAAUUUCAUUUACUGACGUUGGACAUAGGGAAUGGCCCGUCGUCCUGAUAACCAAUCCGAAACACGCACUCUUCGUCAUUCCCGAGAAGGAAAACAUAGAAUCGAUAGCAAAUUCGACGCACAUAAGGAUUUUGGCCUUCUCGAUGAGUAAAAUCACUAAAGUGCAGGUGAAUAUAGACGAAACUGGCUGGCAUGCAUGUAUUCACAAGAAUGGGCCGCUUUAUGUAUUGGAAUGGGAUCCGAGUAUUUAUAGAAGAGGGUUACAUCACAUUAAGGUUUUUGUGAAAGAUGAAUUAAAUCGAGAAAAGACCAUCUCGCAACCGUUCUCGUUAGAUGGAACGAGACUUUCUUUCGAACUGUUGCCUAGGAUUGCUCUGAUGGGGAACGUCAGCAUAAUAUUCAAAGGAGUAUUUUACGUGUUCCUUGUCUUACUGUUGCUUCCCAUUAUAUCAUACAGAUUUACCCAUAAACUUGUUAUUCAAGGGAAAAUGAGGAAACCUGUUAUGCGCAAAGGCUUAUUAAAAUCGUGGAUUCGAAAGAUGUGGGUUCUAUCGUCGAUUGACCGUCUCUUCUGGCCCAUAGUAUUAUACCCGAUUUACCUCAGCUUUGGCCCUUGGUCAGUAGGAUACAUAAUUGAAGAUCAUAUUGGAAUAGUGUUCCCGUGGGGUACUUUCGUAAAUGGAUCUUUUCUUCCUGGUUCCUUUACAUACGCGUACGGCACUUUACAACUUCUUGCCCUCCAAUUGCAAGUGUUAAUUUUAGCUAACGGAGUAGAUUAUAGGUUCCGGUAUCACGUGAGCAAACCUGGUUUAAAGAAAUCAUUCUGGGCACAUAUAAGCUUAAAUCUGCCGUUCGCGAUGUUAAUGAUCUUGCAAAUAAUCAUGGCGUACCUGUUUUGGCUGGCUUAUGGCACGAUGGCUUUUGUCUUGGGACCUUUACGUACUUGGUCGGUCAUACUUACAGGCGUGCUUUGGCACAUCGCACUUACUCUGCCUGAAAAAUGCACUAGGGAAGCGGCAAUGGUUUGGAAUACCAAAUCUGAAAUCUCGAUUCAGACCGAUGAUAAUGUUAACGAUUCCAAUGUAAAUUGAUCAACUGUAAUAUUACAAUUUUCUUAAACAUACCCAUUAUUUUAUAUAAACUUAUAUUGACACAGAUUUUAUUAGGUAAGUCUCAGCAGAUUCCUUUUUAAUGUGAACUAUUUACUACUUGAAUAUUAAGGAUUAACUAUAUAUAUAUGUGUUAUAGACAACUUGUGAUAUCGUUUAAUUAGGGAAUUAUAAUCGAGUUUAUAUUUACCAUACAGCUCCAGUUUUAAUUUGUUAAUUAUUAUUUUGUCACUUCUUAUUUUUAUUGACUUAAUGAUUAUUUAUUUACAAUAAGAAUUUAACAAGAAUUAUUGUAUUUACUAAUACAUAUACAAGGGCUUUCUGCCCAUUAUAAGCAUAUUUUAUUUCGUUCAUAACAAUCAGUUUGAAAUUAUUCUUCCCAUUUAGUUAUUGCCAAAAUUAAUUGACCAAAAUAAAAUAAAAAAACGAGACUUGAAACAGAAAUUGAUAUGAAUGUUGAAAAUGGAAGCAAUCGCAAUAUAACUUAGGUGCAGAAAAAAUAUUUGUGAUGUAGAAAAUUGAUAUUUAUAUAUAAAUAUAUAUUUUGUAUGUUAGAUAUUUGUGACUCGAUGUGCAUCAAUGUAAGAUUCUUAGAUAUAAAUGAUCAACAAUCAGUAAACUUUUAAUCUCAUAUAAACAACAGUCUUAGAAGUAUUUUAAGAGUAGAGCACACCUGUUAGUGAUUUUUCCGGUAUGAUUAACGUAAAGUAAUUCCAAAUGUCGAAACCACAAAUCACGUUUUCUUUAUGAGAUUAAGCGAAUAUCUAUCGACGUUAUUUUGAAAUAUAACUUUUCUAUGUAUUUUUGGAUAGCAGCACGUAACAUUUAUACCUUGUGUCUUUUGUAAGAUAAAUGUAGUUAAGUAUUAAGAUGUUUAGUCUUCAAUGUCAACAAAGGAUUUUUUCAAUAGCCCGAGAAGCUACAACAUGGUUAUAAUAAUUAUUUUUCCUACUCUUCUAUUUCAGAAAUAUAUUCUAUAUGUAUGCAUUUUAGGAUACAUAUUGUUUUCCAACACUUUUUUUUUAGAAAUAUUUAUUGUUUAUCUUCCUAUUGUUAUAGUGUAAUCAAUCUAUAAGAAUAAUUGUUUCAGAUAUUUCAAUUGUAGCGAAAAAGAACAAAAAAAUGCAAUAUUUA
This is a messenger RNA of Nicrophorus vespilloides, 3349 nucleotides long. RefSeq names its product transmembrane protein 62-like. The record is from RefSeq and is a predicted model, not a curated record. The coding region runs from base 173 to 2197 and encodes 674 amino acids. Gene Ontology annotation, molecular function: hydrolase activity. NCBI's taxonomy places the organism in Eukaryota, Metazoa, Arthropoda, Insecta, Coleoptera, Silphidae. The transcript has 11 exons.